Messenger RNA from Girardinichthys multiradiatus, 4721 nucleotides. RefSeq names its product HEAT repeat containing 6 (gene heatr6). The record is from RefSeq and is a predicted model, not a curated record. Lineage: Eukaryota; Metazoa; Chordata; Actinopteri; Cyprinodontiformes; Goodeidae. The transcript has 20 exons. The coding region runs from base 57 to 3674 and encodes 1205 amino acids.
AAGAAGAAGAAGAAGAAGAAGAAGAAGAACAGCUUCCGGGUAAAAAAAAAAAAAACAUGUCUUCUCCCGUCGGGGUGUCGGCACCGGCUUUUGGUCGUUCUGCCGUCCCUGCUUUCCCCUCGGUGGCUUUGUCCGCCGACGCCGCUCCGUUCACUCCCGGACGGGCGGACAGCUCGCUGUCGGACGCGGAGAAGCAGUUUUCCCGCUGCGCCGCGAAGCUCUGGUCCCUGCGAGCAGACUGCGGCCAGCUGAGAGAGGAGCUCAACCAGCUGUUUGACCAGCUGCUUUCAGAGAACUACAACAAGAGCUGCGAGCUUCCCAUCACCAUCCGACCAGAGGAGGUGUGUAUUCUGCUGAAACACACCAGUGGUCUCGUACCGCUAAACCAAGAACAUUUAGUUGUCAAAUUCUGUCAACUAGUCCAUCAUCUCCUCAAUCAGCUGAAGGUAAUAAUGGACGAGCGAACGCUGGAUGUGCUGGUGAACUAUACAACCGAUGCCCUGAAACAAUGCAGUACAUGGACCCACUCAGAUGUCCUCUUGGCUCUUUCCACAGUAGUGUACGGGAAUGGAUCUCAGUGCCACCAGCUUGUCAGUAAUUUACUGCGCGAGGAUGGCGUCAUUCUGCAGUACAGCUGUCCAUCUCAGCCAAAUAUUGAGUUGCGCCAUGUUGCCCUCACCUGCAUGGCCAACAUCUGCCUCAGGAUCCCUGGUCAGCCGCCUCUGGACGAUCAGUACCGAAGUGUUUGUUUCAGAUAUUUCCUGAAGACGCUGCAGUCACCCAAACCUCCCAACACUGAUGAUCUCUUCCACUGCAUGGUCAUUCAGGCAGCUCUGAAGGGACUUCAGUUCUGUCUGUCAGGUGGGAAGUGGAAAUUUGGAGGAGGAGAUGAGCUUGGAUCUGUACUGGCUGCACUGAAGAGACUCAUGUUCCAGGGAGCUCCUGGUUUGAGUGUGGACUGGCCAGCGGUACUUUUCCCCACACCUCUUUCGCAGUAUGAAGGUCCCUCUCCACCAAAGCCGGCUGAACCACCAAAAACUUCAGAGUUGUCAAAGGAGGUUGAUAAGACAGGAAAAGCUUCAGGAAAAAAAAAGAGGAAAUCCAAAGGAAAGAAGAUGAAAACUGAGGAGAGCAGAGUGGAUGACAGAGAGGAGGAAAAUAAAGAAGUGGUGCCUGAACUCCACAGAGCUGGAGACGGCAGCAGAGAUGAUGGGGAGACCUUACCCAAACCACCCGCCUUGUUUCUCUACCCAUCCUGGAAGCUGAACAGUUCUGAAUCUGAGUUUUCAGACCUUGAGGGAAAUGCACAGAGCAAGUUACGAGUUUACCAGUGUCGUGUUCGUCAGUUAGCUCUGCACUCUAUGCUAGUAGUGGUGAAAGCUGUGGAGAAGAGGACCCUGUAUGGAUACUGGUCCUCCUUCAUCCCAGACUCUCCUGCUGGUGGACCUCCAUCUCUAACUCUCCUCACAAUUAUAUUAAAGGACCCGUCACCAAAGGUGCGACUGUGUGCGCUUCAGGUGCUGUCAGCCAUAUUGGAUGGCUCCCGGCAGUUCCUGGCUGCGGCUGAAGACACGGCGUUACCUCGUACGUCUUACACCCCUUUCUCUUUCAUGUUGGCUGCGACCAUCAGAGAGCUACACCGCGGCCUCAGCCUGGCUCUUGUGGCUGAGACUUCCUCUCAAACACUCACACAGGUCAUAAAGGGCCUGGCCUUCCUUGUGGCCAACGCUCCCUAUCAUCGCCUCAGACCUGGUCUGCUAAGCCUGCUCUGGAAGCAGAUUCGUCCUUAUGUGCGCCACAGAGAUGUGACAGUACGUGGGUCUGUGUUGAGACUGUAUGGGGCUAUAGUAACGGCUCAGGCGCCCCUCUCUGAGGUGCAGCUUCUUCUCCAGCAACCAGAAAGUCUCGGCAGCGGCAGCAUCUCUGGUUCAGUCACACCGCAGGACUCUGCUCUCAGCUGGAGACACAGGAACGGAGCAUCCUUGCCUGUUCGUACACCAGCAGCAUCUUCCCAACAAAAUUCGUCCACACACUCCCCCCACCUUCCUCACACGCCAAGAGAGGAGGAGAACUCCUCACUGUGGCUGCUGAGGCUGUGUGUGUCUCUGGUGACUCAGCCCAGAGAGGACCAGUCAGACAGUGAGGGAGCUGGAGGGGGCGUGGCUUUAGAGCCCUCUCCUGUUCGACUAGAAGCUCUGCAGGUCUUGUCACACCUGGUACGGGGUUAUUUUCCUCUUGCUCAAUCAAGCAUGUAUGAGAUUGGGCAGGUUAGCGCUCGCUGCCUUGGGGAGACAGACCCCUCCAUACAGCUACACAGUGCAAAGCUACUAGAGGAGUUUGGUGCAGGAAUAAUCCAACAAUACAGAGCUGAGAACAACGUUCCUGAAAGCUCCAGGAUUCCUGUAAACCAGGUGGUGGGGUUUUGGUCCGAGGUGCUGAGCGGGCCACUGAAUACAGCACUGCAAAACGAACAACAUCCCACGCUACAGGCGAGCGCCUGCGACACACUCGCCUCCAUCCUGCCACAGGCCUUUGCCCAGCUGCCGGAUAAAACCCAGCUGAUGUGCAUCACUAUGCUGCUGGGCCUGACCUACAUUGAGAACUAUCUGGUGAAGAUGGCAGCUGUCAGGGCUUUGGGAGUUUACAUACUGUUCCCUUGCUUGAGAGAGGAUGUCAUGUUUGUGGCAGACACUGCGAACAUCAUCCUCGCUGCUCUUGAUGACCGAUCUACGAACGUCCGUGCAAAGGCUGCGUGGUCCCUGGGAAACCUCACAGACACCCUUAUCAUUAAUAUGCAGAACGUAGGUGUGGGUUUCCAGGAGGAAUUGUCAGACAUGCUUCUACUGAAGAUGCUGCAGGCAGCAACUCAAGCAGCUGCAGACAGAGACAAGGUGAAGUGCAAUGCAGUGCGAGCACUCGGAAAUCUGCUUCAUUUCCUGCGUCACAGCCAGAUGACUCGGCCUGUUUUCCAACGCCCUUUGGAAUACGGUGUUCGUGCUCUGGUCAAAACCGUCCAAUCAGACGCUGCAAUGAAAGUCCGGUGGAACGCCUGUUAUGCACUGGGAAAUGCAUUCAGAAAUCCCUCCCUGCCGCUCGAAACUGCCCCCUGGGCUCAGGAUGCAUUCUCUGCCCUCUGCCAUGUGGUUACCUCCUGCGAAAACUUCAAAGUCCGCAUAAAAUCAGCCGCCGCCCUUGCGGUCCCCGCCCAGCGCAGCUGCUACGGGAACACUAAGCGCUUCAUCUGCGUGUGGAGCUCUCUGUCUUCUGCCCUCGAAAACAGCGAAGAUGCAGUCGACUUCCUGGAGUACCGCUACAGCACCAGCCUCCGACACACGCUCUCAGAGGCUCUUCUGCACCUGCUCAGCCUCAGCAAGCUGCAGGACAUGCCUGAACUCAGCGCAUCACUGGCUGGGGAGGAGGGCAGAGGGAUUAAAGAGCAUUUACUCAAGUAUCUGAAAGCAGAGGAAGGAGAAGAAAAAAUGGGAGGAGAGGAUGAAGCACGAGAAGAGAGGAAUUCGGGGGAGGAGAGUAACCACCCACAGCAAAGAGUGGUUGGACUCCAGCAGACACUUGUCAGGCUUAAGGGCCUGGAGGCUGAAGAGGAGGGAGGGGAGGAGAAGGAGGUGGUGGUUCGUUUCCUGGAGGAUCUGUUGCAGAUAUGCGAGGAGCUUUAGAGAUUUACUUUAAAAAGCUGAGUCUAUGCAAACCAGACAAACUGGAAGAGUAAGAGAAGAGCAGAUCAAUCAUGAUACAUUUGAACCACAACACGUUUCAAUGAUUGAUUGCAGUCCGGAUGUCCAUCUAUCAUUUAGAUUUUGAACCACACUACACGGCUAGAGGGAUGAUGACUCAGUGUACAGGCAUAUUUUACAUAUCUUUUGUAGUAUUUCAGGAUUUCUGAGGGCAGAGUUGUGUUCAAAAUAAUAGCAGUGUUUAAAAAACACGAAUAAAUCUCAACAUCCUUGGAAUAGUUUUCAUUUCCAUGUAUUGGGAACACUAUACAUUAUAUUCUAUGUAAACCAUGAAGAAGAAUGUUUCAAUCAUUUAAUCACAUUACAGAACAUGACAGAAAAUGAACAUUGGGCUGUUUAACAAAAUGGCAGUAUGCAUUUUUCUUUACACACUCCAAUACUUACUGAAUAAACUGGAAAAUCUGUGUUGCAUAAAGUCCAAGAACUGCUGGCCAGGUAUUCCAGCCCAGGAUGAUUUGACAACAUUCCACAAUUUUCUCUGCAUUUGUGGUUCUGUUCUUUUUGUCAGGUGUUCAUGGAGAAAUGCAUGUACAGCUGGCAUCAUCCUUACAUAAGGGCAACCUGAUUGACACCUGAUUCUUCACACAAACUCAGGAGCAUGCAUAUAAUGAAUGUUGGUUCUGUUGGUUUUUUAUGACUACUACACCUUAAAGUAAAUUAUUUGCUAUGUAUUAAUAUGAUUUCUAUCAAAAACAGUGAUUGAUGUGGUUAGUCUACUUGGACUGCUAUUAUUCCGAACACAAAUGUUAAGGUUUAAAGAGUAUUUUCUCUGCAGGGAUCCAUAUUUUGUUUCAAAGUUUCCUUUUCUGUCACAAAACUACAGUGCCUUGCAAAAGUAUUCAUACCCCUUGAAUGUUUUGAUGUAACAGCCAUGUAUGCCUGUGUAUUUUAUUGAGAUUUACUUGGAGGUGGGAGGAAAAGAAUAGACUUUUUUCAAUUUUAUUUUUACAAAUAAAAUUCUAGAAGCUG